UAGUAGUCGUUCGUGCAAAAUCCAAGCUGGGGGUUGAACACUUGAACCUGUGCAGUCCCACUGCACUGACUGCAGCAAAGCUGAACCGGCGGCCAGUCUUUGGGAUCGGAGUAAUACUGUAGUAUGCUUGGGCAAUAGUUACAGAUUUAAUACUCUCAUUGGCCAUUUCCCCCACUCAUUAAACAGAGGUCGUUGAAGGUAGCACUUGCAGAGUGCAGCCGGCGCGGAGAGAGCCGUUAGACACGGCCGUGAAGAACAUGACCGAAGUGUACGAUUUAAAGGAUUUGUAGGGUUUUCCUUUUCGUUGAUUCUUCUUUGUCCCUCGGGAACAGCUGUGGAAGGAGCCCCGAACUUCAAACAAGUAGUACAUGAGCCUAUGAGCUUGACCAGUCGUUGUUCUGAUGCAUUAUCGAAAUGCGGAACACCUGAUCCGUCUCUGUUCAUCUCAACCCUCUUGAAAGCUUGCAGAACAAUCCGAAACCUCGAACAAGUUCACGCACAAAUUAUCCAGAAGGGAACUGAACAAGAUAACUUCCUAAUUUCUCAGUUCAUUUGUCGCUGCAACUCAUUCUCUAACGUAGGUUACGCCACAAGAGUUUUCAAUCGCGUUUGUCAGCCAAAUAUCUAUCUCUGGAACUCUAUCAUUAAAGGGUAUUGCGAUAAUUCCUCUGUGAGUGAAACCAUUUUUAUUUUCAAUCGCAUGAAGUUGUCUGAAGUGGCCCCCGAUGAAUUCACUUUUCCUUCUUUAAUCAAGGCGUUCUCUAGUGUGUCUGCGAUUAGGGAAGGCAGGGUACUUCACGGCUCAAUAGUGAGAUACGGAACAGAGACUAAUAUUUUUGUUAGUACCGGUUUGAUUGAUUUUUAUGGGAAGUGUCGUGAGAUUAAUUGUGCUCGGAAGAUCUUUGAUGGGAUGUCUGGCAAGAAUGAGUUUUCUUGGACAGCUAUGAUUGUUGGGUACUUGGCUUUGGGGAAUUUAGCGUCAGCUGUAAAGCUUUUCAAUGAAAUGCCAUGCCGGAAUCCUGCAUCCUGGAAUGCGAUGAUUAGUGGGUAUGUGAAGUCUGGUGACCUGAUGACUGCGCGGAAGCUGUUUGAUCAAAUGCCAGAGAGGAAUGUGGUUUCCUUCACAUCAUUGAUAUGUGGGUAUGCCAAGGCAGGUGACAUGGCCUCAACACGUUUUCUUUUUGAUCAAUCUCCAGUUAGAGACAUUGUGUCAUGGUCAGCGUUGAUAUCAGGCUAUGCUCAGAAUGGUCAACCCAAUGAGUCUGUGAAGAUCUUCCUUGAGAUGCUUUCCAAAAACGUUAGGCCUGAUGAAUUUGUAAUGGUGAGCUUAAUGUCCGCAUGUUCCCAACUUGGUAAUUUGGAGCUAGCCAAAUGGGUUGAUUCUUAUGUGGUCCAGAACUCGAUGGAUCUUUGUCGAGCUCAUGUUACUGCAGCUCUCAUCGACAUGAAUGCCAAGUGUGGGAAUCUGGAAAGGGCGUCUUGUUUGUUUGAGGAGAUGCCAAAACGAGACCUGUUCUCAUAUUGUUCAAUGAUUCAGGGCUUGUCAAUUCAUGGACUUGGGGCCCAGGCUGUCAGGCUUUUUUCUCGAAUGCUUGAUGAAGGUCUGACUCCUGAUGAUGUAGCCUUCACAGUUGUGCUUAAUGCUUGCAGCCAUGCAGGCCUUGUUGAAGAGGGUUGCUUGUACUUUGAUUCCAUGAAGAAUGACUACUCCAUAAGUCCUUCUCCAGAUCAUUAUGCCUGUAUGGUUGAUCUUCUUGGAAGAUCUGGGAAGUUAAAAGCAGCUUAUGAACUCAUAAAAUCAAUGCCUAUGGAGCCACAUGUUGGUGCCUGGGGUGCAUUGCUUGGUGCAUGUAGGCUACAUUGUGAUCUUGGGCUUGGGGAGGUGGUCGCCAGCCGGCUUUUUGAGCUUGAGCCUCGCAGCGCAGGUAGUUAUGUGUUAUUGUCAAACAUUUAUGCAGCUGCAGAUAGGUGGUUGGAUGUUUCCAGUGUGAGGAACAUGAUGCGGGAGAAGGGAAUCAGAAAGAUACCCGGUGUCAGUUGGAUUUAGUAUUUGGUACUUUGUUAUGAAGAGUUCUAAAAUGCAGUCCAGACACCUUCGGAAAUUGGGUUUUGAUUCAGGUCAUUGUUAUCCUGGUGAAUAUUUUGCUCGCAGGCGUUGUAAAGAUCGUCUCCUUCUAGGACAGUAGCUCAGUGUCACUUUCUCUUAGUGAUUAGCUAAAGAUGGCUGGCUGAGCGAAUCAUCUGUAUAGUUGAUUUGUGGGUUCGUCAUGUAAGAGGAAUUAUCUAGGUCUUCUGUUCUGCCUAGGAUGAUCUAUUAAACAUCAGUCGUACUUGGAGAAGAAGUCAAGACAUGAAAGUUUUACAGGAUAAGGAGAAAACCCUCAAGGCCCAACUCAUUCCCUUAAUUUCUUAAAUACAAAUUAUCAAAAGAACCAAAAAACCCUCGAGCUCAAAGCUAGCAGCCACUGCUUGCAACUUCUCCUCCCGCAGUAAGAGCGACAACAGCUAGCAAUCAGUAGCUAGUAGCCACCGCCCGCGACGUCUUCUCCUUCUCCGGCAGCAAGAGCGACAACAACCAGCAGCCAGCAGCCAUCGCCUACAAUGUCUUCUCCGGCAGCAAGAGCGACAAUAGCCAACAGCCAGCAGCCACCGCUUGCGACGUCUUCUCCGGCAGCAAGAGUGACGACAAUCAGCAGCUGACAAGAGGGGCAGCAACCAGCCAGGUUGCUCACUCACUUUCAAUCAUUGCUUUCAAGCUUCAGUUACAGGUUUGGAAUUUUCUUCUUAUUAUUUAUCACUCAGUUGAUUCACGGUUCAACCCUAAGAGACAUGAUCCUUGGACCGUUAACCUCCAAAUCUGCUUUACGGAAGUGUUGGAAGCAGAUGCUAUUGUACUCUUUCCUCUAUCGAGGAAUGGCCGUGGAUCUCAUGGCAGCUACUAUUGAGGAUCACAUCUAGUAAGCAUCUUUGUGGAAGGCACUUUAUGUUGUUGGCCUCAACCACAUCAGCUGAGUAAGUCACUAUAUGAACUAUGAAUGAACUGAGCUUAUUGAAAAUUCGAUACAGGACGUUAGUCUGAAAGCUUGUCUCCUGAUUAUUGAUUUAUGAUAUGGAUGCUAAAUAUCUACCUUGUGGGAGCAAGGGUAUUUACUGUUUGUUAGCUAAAUACUAGUCCAAUUGAAUUACAAAACUUGUGGUAAUUUCCGGAAUUUGGAAUUCAAUCUUGAAAUUUUACAUAAUUCCAACUUCUUUAAUGCAAACUACUUUCCUUAAUUGCUACUAAUACUGUAACCUACUGACAGACAAUUGGGCUUGUCUGUAAAGGCUUAAUUAUCAUAUUUACUGUUUGUUAGCUAAAUACUUAGAAUGAUUGUAAUAGAGUUUACAGGAAAGAAGAAGAAGAAGAAGAAGAUUUCAUCAAGUAUAUGUGGUAACGGUUACACACAAGUAAAUUGCAAUUUUUGGGUGAAGCUUGACUUCAAAUGUAGUGAGUGGAUUAAAGGUUUAUCAUUCUAGUCAUAUUUUGCUCUACAAACUUCUAAAGACUACUUUAGUUGUCUCUUAAGUGAUAGAAGUUUGUGAAUUGCUUUAGAUGGAUUUGUUCUAUAUAUUGAUUGUAGACAUUGGCCUUUGUAUAAACAGUUGCAGAUUGUGGUUACUUCCAGAAUCAAAAGACUGCGCUUUUGAUGCAAUGGAGAUCUCUGGCUAGUCGGACUUCAUUCGAUAAACUAGUAAUAGUAAUUGUAGUGUAGUUAUAUAUUUUUCUGGAAACAAGUGAUUGCACAUCUUAUUUGUAAGGUUUAUGAGGCAACUUUGGGUUUUAAGGUAGGAAGGAAACAUUUUAAAAUCUCCUGGGUUUUGUGCCGGCUGGGCAACAAUUCUAACGAACUUGAGAAGAAUUUAAGAUCUCAAAUUUAUUUGGAGAA
Molecule: messenger RNA, 3926 nt
Organism: Macadamia integrifolia
Lineage: Eukaryota; Viridiplantae; Streptophyta; Magnoliopsida; Proteales; Proteaceae
Product: putative pentatricopeptide repeat-containing protein At5g37570
Exons: 7
Coding region: 377-2047 (556 amino acids)
Biological process (GO): RNA modification
Molecular function (GO): RNA binding; protein binding
Source: RefSeq, a predicted model, not a curated record